This is a messenger RNA of Punica granatum (pomegranate), 2032 nucleotides long. The record is from RefSeq and is a predicted model, not a curated record. Lineage: Eukaryota; Viridiplantae; Streptophyta; Magnoliopsida; Myrtales; Lythraceae.
GCAAAACAAACAGAAAAACCCCCUAAAAAGGUGAAUAUUUUUCUGAAUGCUGAAAGUGAAAGCUUGAGCUGCGUCUCCCAUGGCUUCCUCCUCCUCCUCCUUCACCUUCUUCAGGAGGCUUCUUCCUCUCUGCUCCUCUAAGCAGAGGGCAAAGUUUUCACCUUUCAGUGUUCGAGAAGGUCUUGGAGGAGCUUUCCGGGGAUUCAGUUCAGUUUCAUCGCCUGAACAGAAGAUUUCAGCUUUGAAGGAGGAAGUCAGGAGACUGGAGGAUGACAGUUCUGUGCCAGAUGACGAGAUUGAAAAAAUCCGACGAGAAUUUGAUGCUGCCAAGCAGUGUUUCCUCAAGAUUCCCGAUGCACUUAAAAGGAUGCCUAAAAUGAACCCGCAAGGUAUUUAUGUGAAUAGGAAUAUCAGAUUGGACCACAUCCAGGUUUAUGGGUUUGACUAUGAUUAUACUUUGGCGCAUUAUGCUGCAAAUUUACAGAGUUUGAUAUAUGAUCUUGCGAAGGAGUACAUGGUCAACGAGUUUAGGUACCCAGAGGUUUGCAUGAACUUCAAAUAUGAUCCAACUUUCCCAAUUAGAGGGCUCUACUAUGACAAGCGGAGAGGGUGUCUCCUGAAGUUAGAUUUCUUUGGGUCAAUUGAGCUUGAUGGUUGCUUCUAUGGACGGCGAAAGCUUUCUGUUGAGGAAAUUAAUGAAAUAUAUGGAACUCGGCACAUUGGCCGUGAUCAAGCACGCGUUCUUGUUGGUCUAAUGGAUUUCUUUUGCUUUAGCGAGGCCUGUCUUAUUGCAGAUAUGGUGCAAUUUUUUGUUGAUGCUAAGCUAGAUUUUGAUGCUUCCUAUAUCUACCAAGACGUGAGGAAAGCAAUUCAGCAUGUUCAUAUUAGCGGAGUGGUCCACCAAAAGAUUCUGCUGGAUCCUCAUAGAUACAUUGUGAAAAAUGAACAAAUGCUGUUCUUUCUUAAGAUGUUGAAGGAGAAAGGGAAGAAGCUUUUCUUGUUGACCAAUUCUCCUUAUUAUUUCGUGGAUGGCGGAAUGCGCUUUAUGCUGGAGGAAUACAUGGGUUCUAGUGACUCGUGGAGGGAACUUUUCGAUGUUGUGAUUGCUAAAGCCAAUAAGCCUGACUUUUACACAUCAGAGCAUCCAUUUCGCUGCUAUGACUUUGAGAAGGACACUUUAGCUUUCACGAAGGUGGAUACUUUUCUUCCGGAGAAGAUCUAUUACCAUGGUUGCCUAAAAUCGUUUCUCCAGAUCACUAAGUGGCAUGGCCCUGAGGUGAUAUACUUUGGGGAUCAUCUAUUUAGUGACUUGAGAGGGCCUUCAAAGGCGGGUUGGCGAACUGCUGCCAUCAUACAUGAACUAGAGAAUGAAAUACGAACCCAGAACGGGGAUAGUUACCGUUUCGAACAGGCAAAGUUUCACAUUAUACAGGAACUGCUUGGGAGACUCCACUCAACCGUUGCCACUAGUCAAAACAGGGCAGCAUACAAAACUCUUAUGGAUGAGCUGAAUGAUGAGAGGAGGCAGGCUCGCGGUAUAAUGAAGAACAUGUUUAAUGGCUCAUUUGGGGCCACCUUUGUAACUGAUACGGGUCAGGAGUCUGCAUUUUCUUAUCACAUACAUCAGUAUGCAGAUGUUUACACGAGUAAGCCCGAGAACUUCCUGCUUUACCUACCCGAAGCUUGGCUUCACGCCCCCUAUGAUAUCAAGAUCAUGCCACAUCAUCUCAAGAAUGGGAUCAGGGCGGUCUGGGGUUUACCAGUUUGUUAAUCAAGCUGGGAAUCGGAACUCCUAUUAACCAAGGCUCAAGUGUCGAGCUUAACAAGCCGAGCAUGCACACCUGUGCUCAUUAAGGUGCUGAGCUUGGUCGAUCUUGAUUAUAUCGACAUAAAUCUUGCUGAAUCAAGUCUUGGUAACUACUGACUUGGCUCGGCUAACUUACACUCUAUAUAAAAUUGUAAUCUAGUAAAAUUGGGACAUGGGUGACAAUUGCAUCUGGCAUUGGGAGAAUAUUAACUCAACGAUACUCUA